This is a messenger RNA of Cyclopterus lumpus (lumpfish), 1338 nucleotides long. It is a transcript of the gene foxg1a, whose product is annotated as forkhead box G1a. Gene Ontology annotation, cellular component: nucleus. NCBI's taxonomy places the organism in Eukaryota, Metazoa, Chordata, Actinopteri, Perciformes, Cyclopteridae. Gene Ontology annotation, molecular function: sequence-specific double-stranded DNA binding; DNA-binding transcription factor activity. The coding region runs from base 1 to 1338 and encodes 445 amino acids. Gene Ontology annotation, biological process: regulation of transcription by RNA polymerase II. The transcript has a single exon. The record is from RefSeq and is a predicted model, not a curated record.
AUGUUGGAUAUGGGAGAGCGCAAAGAGGUGAAAAUGAUUCCCAAAUCGUCGUUCAGUAUAAACAGUUUGGUGCCGGAGGCCGUGCAAAACGACAACAACAACCACCAGACCCAGCAGCAGCAGCAGCACCACCAGAACCACCACCACCACCACAUCCACCGGCCCGGCGGCGGCGGCGGCGCGGACGAAGCCGAGCAGAAGGCGCCUCUCCCGGCCGCGCAGCCCGACGGGAAAGCGGAUCCGAAGAGCGACUCGUCGAGCCAGGAGAGCUGCCCGGACGAGAAGGAGAAGCAGCAGCAGGAGGAGAAGAAGGAGGGCAAGGACGGCAAGGACGGGGACGGCGGCGCCGGGGGGAAGGACGGAGAGAAGAAGAGCGGCAAGUACGAAAAGCCCCCGUUCAGCUACAACGCGCUGAUCAUGAUGGCGAUCCGGCAGAGCCCCGAGAAGAGGCUCACCCUCAACGGCAUCUACGAGUUCAUCAUGAAGAACUUCCCGUACUACCGGGAGAACAAGCAGGGCUGGCAGAACUCCAUCCGGCACAACCUGAGCUUGAACAAGUGCUUCGUGAAGGUGCCGCGGCACUACGACGACCCGGGGAAGGGGAACUACUGGAUGCUGGACCCCAGCAGCGACGACGUCUUCAUCGGCGGCACCACCGGGAAGCUGCGGCGGCGGUCCACCACGUCCCGGGCCAAGCUGGCCUUCAAGCGGGGUGCCCGGCUGACCUCCGGGCUGACCUUCAUGGACCGCGCCGGCUCCCUGUAUUGGCCCAUGUCCCCCUUCCUCUCCCUGCACCACCCGCGGGCCGGCGGCGCCCUGGGCUACAACGGGACCUCCCCGGGCUACCCGGGUCACCCCAUGUCGUACAGCACCAUGCUCACGCAGAACAUGAGCAACAGCCACUCGUCGUUCCCGUCCUCCAACGGGCUCAGCAUGGACCGGCUGGUCGGCGGGGAUCUACCGUACGCGACGCACCACCUGACGGCGGCGGCCCUGGCGGCCUCGGCGGUGCCCUGCGGCCUCUCCGUGCCUUGCUCCGGGGCCACGUACUCCCUCAACCCGUGCUCGGUCAACCUGCUGUCCGGGCAGACCAGCUACUUUUUCCCCCACGUGCCGCACCCGUCCAUGAGCGCUCACUCCGGCGCUUCCUUGCAGGCCGCCCGGGCUUCGGCCUCCAAUUCCCCGCAGGCUCCGUCCGCCUCCUCGCUGCAAUGUGACUCUCUGAGGCCGACUCUCUCCGGCUCUCUGCCGGCCUUCUCCUCAGGACUUUCCGGAGGUUUGUCUGACUAUUUUACGCAUCAAAACCAGGGUUCGACCUCCAACCCGCUUAUACACUAA